CAUGUCGUUCAGUGAAAUGAACCGCAGGACGCUGGCGUUCCGAGGAGGCGGGUUGGUCACCGCUAGCGGCGGCGGCUCCACGAACAAUAACGCUGGCGGGGAGGCCUCAGCUUGGCCUCCGCAGCCCCAGCCGAGACAGCCCCCGCCGCCAGCGCCGCCCGCGCUUCAGCCGCCUAAUGGGCGGGGGGCCGACGAGGAAGUGGAAUUGGAGGGCCUGGAGCCCCAAGACCUGGAGGCCUCCGCCGGGCCGGCCGCCGGCGCCGCCGAGGAAGCCAAGGAGUUACUGCUCCCCCAAGACGCGGGCGGCCCCACCUCGCUUGGCGGUGGCGCGGGGGGCCCCCUGCUAGCGGAAAGGAACCGUCGGACUCUGGCCUUCCGAGGCGGCGGCGGCGGGGGUCUCGGCAACAAUGGCAGUAGCCGCGGCCGCCCCGAGACCUCGGCGUGGCCCUUGAGGCAUUUCAAUGGGCGAGGGCCGGCGACUGUGGAUCUUGAGCUGGACGCGCUGGAGGGGAAGGAGUUGAUGCAGGACGGCGCGUCCCUGAGCGACAGCACCGAGGACGAGGAGGAGGGGGCGAGCCUGGGCGACGGCAGUGGGGCGGAAGGCGGCAGCUGCAGCAGCAGCAGGCGGUCGGGCGGCGAUGGCGGGGACGAAGUGGAGGGCAGCGGUGUGGGAGCUGGCGAAGGAGAGACUGUCCAGCACUUCCCGCUCGCGCGGCCGAAGUCUCUAAUGCAGAAGCUCCAAUGCUCCUUCCAGACCUCCUGGCUCAAGGACUUUCCCUGGCUGCGCUAUUCCAAGGAUACUGGUCUUAUGUCUUGCGGCUGGUGCCAAAAGACCCCUGCAGAUGGGGGAAGCGUGGACCUUCCCCAAGUGGGGCAUGAUGAGCUUUCGCGAGGGACCCGCAACUACAAGAAAACCCUCCUCCUGAGGCACCACGUCUCUACCGAGCACAAACUCCACGAAGCCAACGCCCAGGAGUCAGAAAUACCAUCAGAGGAGGGGUACUGUGACUUUAAUAGUAGGCCAAAUGAGAACUCUUAUUGCUAUCAACUUCUGCGACAACUAAAUGAACAGAGAAAGAAAGGUAUUCUUUGUGAUGUCAGCAUUGUGGUAAGCGGAAAAAUCUUCAAAGCUCAUAAGAACAUCCUGGUUGCAGGCAGCCGUUUCUUUAAGACUUUAUAUUGCUUUUCAAACAAAGAAAGCCCUAACCAAAACAAUACUACCCACUUAGAUAUUGCUGCAGUUCAAGGUUUUUCAGUCAUCUUGGACUUCUUGUAUUCUGGUAACCUGGUGCUCACAAGCCAAAAUGCCAUUGAAGUUAUGACCGUGGCCAGCUAUCUUCAAAUGAGUGAAGUUGUUCAAACUUGCCGAAAUUUCAUUAAAGAUGCCUUAAAUAUAAGCAUUAAAUCAGAAGCUCCGGAGUCUGUAGUUGUGGACUAUAAUAAUAGAAAACCAGUUAAUAGAGAUGGUCUGUCUUCAUCACGGGAUCAAAAAAUUGCCAGUUUUUGGGCAACACGGAAUCUUACCAAUUUGGCAAGUAAUGUAAAGAUUGAAAAUGAUGGUUGUAAUGUCGACGAGGGCCAAAUAGAAAACUACCAAAUGAAUGACAGUAGUUGGGUCCAGGACGGAUCUCCUGAAAUGGCUGAAAAUGAAUCUGAAGGUCAAACAAAAGUGUUUAUUUGGAAUAAUAUGGGCUCCCAGGGAAUUCAAGAGACUGGCAAAACAAGGAGGAAAAACCAAACUACAAAAAGAUUUAUUUAUAAUAUUCCACCUAAUAAUGAAACGAAUUUAGAAGAUUGCUCAGUAAUGCAGCCACCUGUUGCCUAUCCAGAAGAAAAUACACUACUCAUCAAGGAAGAACCAGAUUUAGAUGGUGCUCUACUCUCGGGGCCAGAUGGUGAUAGGAAUGUGAAUGCAAAUUUAUUGGCUGAAGCUGGCACUAGUCAAGAUGGAGGUGAUGCUGGUACUUCACAUGAUUUCAAGUAUGGUUUGAUGCCUGGUCCUUCAAAUGAUUUCAAGUAUGGAUUGAUACCAGGUACUUCAAAUGAUUUCAAGUAUGGAUUGAUACCAGGUGCUUCAAAUGAUUUCAAGUAUGGAUUAUUGCCAGAAUCUUGGCCAAAACAAGAAACCUGGGAAAAUGGUGAAUCAUCUCUAAUCAUGAACAAGUUAAAAUGCCCUCAUUGUAGCUAUGUAGCCAAAUACAGACGAACACUAAAAAGGCACUUGCUCAUUCACACAGGAGUGAGAUCAUUUAGCUGUGAUAUUUGUGGAAAACUGUUUACUCGAAGAGAACAUGUAAAAAGACAUUCCCUGGUGCAUAAAAAGGAUAAAAAAUACAAAUGUAUGGUGUGUAAGAAGAUCUUCAUGUUAGCAGCCAGUGUUGGAAUAAGACACGGAUCUCGACGUUAUGGUGUUUGUGUAGACUGUGCAGAUAAAUCACAACCAGGAGGGCAAGAAGGUGUAGAUCAGGGACAGGAUACAGAAUUCCCUCGGGAUGAAGAAUACGAGGAGAAUGAAGUAGGAGAAGCUGAUGAAGAGCUAGUUGAUGAUGGAGAAGAUCAGAAUGAUCCCUCUCGAUGGGAUGAAUCAGGAGAAGUUUGUAUGUCUCUAGAUGAUUAACUGACCUACUAUACUCCUCAAGGAUGCUGCAUUUGGACCUAAUAUGAAUCGACAAUUUGGAUUGUUGAACUUGAAGGCUUGCAAAAUAUGGUACAUGCUGGAUAGUAGUUAUGUUGCUGUGAAAACUGUAGGGUCAAAGCCUUAUAGCAAAAAAAAUUUUUUUUUAUAUUUGCACAGGACUAUACAGCAAACAACCAUGUGGUUGGAUUACAUGGAGUCCCCACAUACUCAGUCAGUUACCACAGUAAAAUAUUUUUUAUUUAUAGGAUAUACAGUAACUAUUUGGGUCCUAUGAAAAUAGUCCUUAAAGAGCUUACAUUCAUGUGCUACUUUAACAUGAAUGGAGAAAAUCCAUUUAUGGAAGUACAGUGACAAUUGACCCAAUCACUCUGUCCAUCAAACCACUCAGGCUAGUUUGUACUAGUAGAGUUUUGUUUCUAUUUUUAUUUUUAUUAAUUUUAUUUUUUUUAAUACAGAUUUUCAGUGAGGGGCUUUUUCAACCCCAUUGGUUCUAUUUUCUUGUAUUUUUCCAUUUAAUUUGCUUCAUAACUUAAACCAAGUCUCUUCUAGUCUUAGGUAUUAUUUCUCGAUUUUGUGCUGAUGGGCAUGUUUAUAAGAACUGGAGAGGUAAUUUAUUGGAAUGAACUAACUGACUUCCUCCAUUCCCCCCUUCCUUUUUGACAUGAAUUUUACUACUUCACAAAUGAAGAAUGAUGUUAUGAAGUUACCGUGGCGAAGUUGACAAAUACCACUAAAAUGAUUAUGAUUUAGAAGUAACUUUCUUCUGCUGCUCUAAUCUGAUAAAUGGUUACUAUAUGAUCUUUUCUGACAUGGUAUUUGGUUUUGGGUAUCUGUUACUUUGGCACUAUUCUUGUUUGCCUCUUUAUUUUUGCCAGUGUACUAUACCUCAGUCCUAUUUGAAAGACCUAAUUGAAAGAAAAAUCAUAGAAAUAAGUAAAAUGAUUUGUUUUAUAAUUUAUCCACCAUGUCCAGUUUGGUUAGCUUGUUAUGCAAUAUAAGUGAAAUAUCAGGUUUUUACCCGUGUCCCUUUUAUCAUGAAAAUUAACACAAAAUGUGCAUUCUCUUUUGUUUCAUACUUAGCGGGAUAUUGAUUGUUUUGAAAUUAUGAUCAAUACUUAAUUUAUUUUUUUCUGUUCCUUGAAGUCACUACACCUUGAUACAGUCUUUCUAGUAGUCAGCAUGAUUCAACAGUCUCAAAAAUCUUACAAAUAAAAUUCUGAGAAGCUUUAUUAUUCUAUAAACUAAAUUCUUCAGGGUACAAAGGGUGACAUAUUGAGGUGAAAUUGUCAGAUUUACUUAGCCUGGUGACAUGAAUUAGCUGAUUGUGGAACUCUCAGCAGCAUUUCACGUAUUGUUAACAUGUAUGGCAUUUAUUAGCAUAUUGUAUAUUAUAUAAGAUUGAGGGAUGUCAUAUUUUCAGCUUUCUUUUAAAUAAAAAUUGAGUAUAUUUUCCUAUUUUAUAUCAGGUAACUAAAUUAUGCUAGUUAUGUGGAAAAAAUUGCAAAGAUGCUUUGACAGAUAUAAUCCCUUUGGUGCUCCAUCUGAUCAAAGUUGAAAAGUUGAUGUUUUUUAAGAGACAAGCUUUAUCAUUGUCUCUGAUUUCAGUAGAAUAAUGGUUUAUUGUUAGACAAUGAUGUUUCUGCUUGGAUAAAUCAAAGAUAAAUUACAGUUACAUGGUUAGAUGCAUCUUUUGUCAUCUAUAUUGUAGUUUCUACAUAACUGUAAACCUGACAGAUAAGAAUAGUUUCGGUUUGAUUUUUGUUUAAAACAGAUGAGUACUUCUUAAUGUUCUAGACAAAUGAGUAAAAUGUAUUUCUGGUAGAAAUUAGUUGGGCAAAGAUACUAUGAAUGAAAAAGUAUUUUAAACGUAAAAUGUUCUUUGUGAAUAUGUAAGUAUAGUAUAAAGAUUUCUUUCAUCCCAUUUAUCCCCUUCCUUUAAAUAAACUAGUUUACAAUUGGUAGAUCUGUCUAUAUAUAAAUAUAUAUUAAAGAACAAAGAUAUAUAUCUAAAAAUCACCUAAAUCUGCUUUAUUAGACUACAGUUCACUUAUUGCAUAGAAACUGGACUUGGCUUUACAUUCUUAAUGUACUUUUACUUUUCCUCAAGAUAUGAACUUACUCUCUUGAAGCUGAAUUUUCUUUUACUACUUAAAUCAUUUAUGUAUAUCUGGUAAAUUAUGACCAAAUUUUUGUUAGAUUGCAUACAGUAAAUUGAAAUACACACUUGGUACACUACGGGAUUGUUGUGCUUUUGUUUGGUUUUAGUUGGAAAUAAGGUUUGAUGUAGAUGGCUUGUUACUGUUAAUUUAAAAUAUUCUAUAAUUGUCCAUUACUUUUAUGUUGUGUUGUGACAGAUUUGGCUAUAUUUUUAGUCAAUUGAAAUAUGAUACUUUAAAAGUUUGUUUUUAGGUAAUCCAAAGGAAAAGUGUUUAUACUCUUGAAUAUAUUAGCCUCAGCCUAUAUAAAAAUUUCUUUGAAGUAAACAUUUUACCAGAAACAGAAUUGACAGAUUUUUCUACUUGCUGACUGCCUAACUUAUUUUGUUUCAUGAUCUCGAGGGACUGCCUUUUCCCAUCUAGAUCUUUUAAAAAAAUAGUUUUAGUACUAAGGUAUACUACUGGACAUUUCUAUUUUUUUAAGUGUAUUCUUUUUCUGACUUACAGUAAAAUUUCAGGAAGUUGAUAGAUACUAAGAACUUAUGAUUGGUCUCAGAGGUAACAAUGAAAUACUCAUAAUUUUGUCUGUGGAGCUCUGGCAGAAUUAUGUUACACAUUUGGCGAAGUUGUCUCUUGUAAUUUAUAUUUUAAAUGAAAAAGUAUUUUAGAGCUUUUACUUUUAAUGAAGGGGAAGAGUAUAAACUUUCUUUCAUAUUCACUCUGUAGUUACAGACCGUCUCAUAAAUCAAGAUUGUGCAUUAUUUCUUAGAGUUCUCAGAGACAGAUACUUCCAUAUGGACCCCUGUUCAUUUUUCUUAUUUACUAGAUAUUUUGCUAAAUUUAGCACACUAGCAAUUAAGAGUUUAAAAAAGAAGAAACGUUAUAGGAAAGGGAAACUGAACAGUAAUGAGUAGCUUUGAAAUUGGGGAAAACACACUAGCUGGGUUAGGUACAGCCAUCCUAAUGGAGAAGAGUGAGCUAAAUGCGUUAAUUCAUGUAAAGUGCUUAGAACACUGGUACAUAAUAGGUGCAUAACACAUCUUAAAGUUGUUUAAUAAUAGAUAAGAACCAAGAGGAAAAAGAAAUAAGAAAAGAUGGGGGAAAGGAAGGAGAAAAUAGGAAAUGAAAGGAUUAGGACUUGGGCAUUUAUAUUAAUACAAAAUGGUGUAAACGGCCUGAAUAUCACUGUAGUAGUAUCAUACAGGGGAAAAUGUGAUGGAAAAUAGGUUUAAAAAUCUUAAUUUUUAAAACUUUAGUAAGCUUUAUUUAUAUUUUUUAGGAUUUUCUGAACAUAGCAUGAAGGGUUUAGAUUCAUUUUUCUGAAAAACGAUUCAAAAAACUACCAAUUUUUUUUUUGAGUGCCCACACUUGCCGUUGUGCUGUAUACAUGAUUUUACCUUAAUCCUCUAUAAGGUAGGUGCUAAUUGUCUCCAUUUUAUAGAUGAGGAAAGGCUCAGAGAAAUUCAGAAACUUGGCUAAUUUAACACAGCUGUGAUAGAGCUCGAAUUUGACCACGUCUGAUUCUGAAGCCCAUACUCUUUCAGGGAGGCGCUAUUGCUGCCUCAUUAAACAACUCUUGUAGAAUUUCAGCUCUUAAUGGAGUCUAUGGAUUUAUAUUUUUCCUAUAAGACAGCUGUGUUUAGAGUUUUGAGUGUCUUUCCUCCCCCCAAUAAAUUUCCUUACUACUCUUUCUUCAUAAAGCAGUUGUUUUGUCACUUUGACUAUAUUAAGACACAUCAGUGUAGCACAUGCUCUUAACCGGCUGUGGCAUUUUAAUUUUAUAAAAGAAUGGUUUUUAUCUGAAGAACUAGAUAGAAACCCCAGUUUUUGUGCCGUUCAGUCACCCAGAUCCUUAAACUUAACUAUGGUACAUAAUAUCCACACUUAGAACUAACAGGUGUUUAGUCACUUUAGGACUUAAAAUGGAAAGUUUUUUUUUUUUUUCCUGCUGUAUCCCUGCUUUCAACUGAAGUUAAAGAAUUCUAGAUAGUUUAAAAUGUGUUAGGGAUAAGCACACUUCAAAAGAUGUUUUCUAGCCCUAAAUUUUAUGACAUUGGGUACUUAAAUUUGGAGUACACUAGCUAUUGAGAACAAUAUUUUGGGUUGAGGAGAGAUGGUUGAGGCCAUUUAGUGGGAGCAUUGGCAUUUUGAACACUGUAAACAUAAAAGAACACUUCCGCCUGCUGUUUGUAAAAGCUCUUUGGGAAGAUCUUUUACGAAGACCAACUUUUUAAAAUGUAAAUUACCUACCUAAUAUAAGUGUCCUAAGACAUGUAUGUAAACUUCCGAAACUGUUUUGUCUGUGUAUUUAGAAAAUACACAAGAAUCUUUAUUCAAACCUAAAAAUAUAAACUUGUGAGCACUAAA
Molecule: messenger RNA, 7161 nt
Organism: Gorilla gorilla gorilla (western lowland gorilla)
Lineage: Eukaryota; Metazoa; Chordata; Mammalia; Primates; Hominidae
Gene: ZBTB10
Product: zinc finger and BTB domain containing 10
Exons: 6
Coding region: 2-2617 (871 amino acids)
Biological process (GO): regulation of transcription by RNA polymerase II
Molecular function (GO): DNA-binding transcription factor activity, RNA polymerase II-specific; protein binding; RNA polymerase II cis-regulatory region sequence-specific DNA binding
Source: RefSeq, a predicted model, not a curated record